This is a messenger RNA of Suillus subaureus, 1335 nucleotides long. RefSeq lists its product as uncharacterized. The transcript has 6 exons. NCBI's taxonomy places the organism in Eukaryota, Fungi, Basidiomycota, Agaricomycetes, Boletales, Suillaceae. The record is from RefSeq and is a predicted model, not a curated record. Bases 185 to 1036 code for a protein of 283 amino acids.
GUGCAACACCCAUCUCACAAUUACAAUCGGCCCCCAGAAACCGUUCAUUCUGACUCGUCGAGGCUAUGCACGAUGUGAUUUAUUUUCAGCAUUAAAUAUCCAUGGACAAGUAACUUGACACACAAGUACUUAAACGUACUCGACUGUGGGAUUGGUGUUUAUUAGCAUCACCCAGAACUUAAUCAUGCCUUCUGAGCCAGAUCAUCGAACCCUCCUCAUUCCUGUAAAUCUUGGGACACCUGCUCAGUAUGACCGAUCCAUCUUCCCUCUCAUGAGAUUGAAGGAUCAAAGCGGUCUCGCGCAAGCUGAUCUAGUCCUUGAAGCCACGCUGGACGAGGUAUUCAAGAUACGCGAGAUGGCCGCUGAUAAGACGCAUGUCCAAGACCUAGUUGCUGCGACGAAGCUCGCUUACGACAAACUGGUUCUUGAGCGGGAUAGGCUAGAACAACAAAAGAAAUCAAUUAACCCGGUGAAAUUAUUCUCAGCAUAUCGUUCUACUCGGUUGCUUGUAGAAGCAGGGAAAAAGUUGUACACGAACACUAGGACCACAUCGGAGAGGAUGCGAAGGCAAUUACUUUCUGUUGCAUCGAAAAACGUUGAGCGUGUAGAGUAUGAUAACUUGCCGUCUGAUGCUUGCAUUAGCGGGAUCGCUGUUUCACUGGAUGAGCCACUGGAUGAGCCCACAGCUUCAUAUUUCACCGAAGCUGCGAAUUUCAUUGCAUCCCGAGUGGACCUGCUUUCCGAAGAAAAUCCAUUUGCCGAUGAUUUUCAAGUAGAAGACUCUGGAGCUAGCGCGGGAACUGAACCCAGUUCGACUGCAGAUUCGGCAACCAAUGAUGAUGGAGUUGCGUCGCCGAGUAGUCCCCGCCUUUCCGAAACAUCUCCGCCGGGAUCUGGUAACAACUAUUUUAUUUUCAAUAAUAGUUAUGUUGCCUCAAGAUCUGUCAUAAGCACACCAACUUUGAACCAUGGUGGGUCGCAUAACCAAGGGUUGUGUUCGUACUCUCCCCAUUUAUCUUGUGUCGUUGUCAUCUAACCAAUUACUUCAGCUGCUCUUCGCUAACAUUGUCGGUGUUCGAGCUCUGUCUAUGAACCAUGGCAUCACAUGCCCAAUCGUUCUGAUCACUUUCCCAUGCUGUUUAUUGUAAGCCCUGCAACUUAAAUAUUUUUACAAGUCCAUUAAGCCAAUACAAUUGUUGUGAAGGAGGUAGUGCAGUACGUGGAAAUAAUAACGCUCACCAAAAGUUCUUUAUGUAAAUUUUCCAAACGGGUGGAUUUAUUUAUGCCGUGGUGUGAUCGCGUUCCGAAUCACGUCUAUUUGCGCCAAUGGACUGC